This is a messenger RNA of Daldinia caldariorum, 924 nucleotides long. RefSeq lists its product as uncharacterized. NCBI's taxonomy places the organism in Eukaryota, Fungi, Ascomycota, Sordariomycetes, Xylariales, Hypoxylaceae. Bases 108 to 725 code for a protein of 205 amino acids. The record is from RefSeq and is a predicted model, not a curated record. The transcript has a single exon.
AUCAAAGUAAAAUACCUAGAUCUGAUCCCAAUCUGUUUACCGAUCUCAGCACAUCCCACAUCCCCCAUCCCCCAUCCCAUCCCCAGACGCCACUGCACACCAUCACCAUGGCGAACCGUGGAGUUCCGAAGACGACCGAGGUAGUUCCAGGUGCAGCAGUGAAUAUUGUUUUGAAAGCUGACCAGCGCACGGGCCGCCAAGUGAGCGGAACUGUGCGGGAUGUUUUAACGCGAGGCGAUCACCAUCGUGGUAUCAAAGUGCGACUUACUGAUGGUCGCAUCGGACGGGUUCAGAGUAUGAGCACAAUAAGUACAGUGAGCACAACUCCAACAUCAAAUACUAUCUCCGCGGAUGCAGCAGCAUCGGGAGGUCCUUCAACACCAACCGGAGGUGAGCCGGUGGAUUCGAUAGCGAUAGGCGGACCAAGUUCACAGCUGCGUGGUGCGCGUCGCCCGCAUUAUCGAGAUGCGAGGCUGGAAGAGCCGCUUGAAAUUCCACCUGAGCAGGCUGACUUAAGCGCGUAUAUAGUUCCCUCAAGGCGUAAGGGCAAGAACAAAAAUGGUCCCAAGCAGACUGCUGACCAUCCAGAUGGGUCCUUAAGGAGUAAUACGGUGGCAAAUGCUAUCCCGGAUGUAACAUCGGCCACGGCAACAUGCCCAGUCUGUGGCGAAUUUGAAGGAGAUGAGACUGCUGUGGCUCAUCACGUCGCCGAACAUUUUGAAUAAGAGCUCUUGUCUUAAUAGCUUCACGAUGAUACGAAGUUCACCACUCAUCAGGGAAAAUAACUUUGGCAACUGUGCAUGACCAUGUACCUUAGGUAGUAUCAGACGUCGAACACGAGAAGACAAGCGAGAUGUUUCGUAUGUAUCGCUCUGGCUUCCCGACCUAUCUUAGUGGGGUUCCUUGCGAAACAACGAAGUUGCA